CCAAUACAGGGAAUUACCCGUUAAAAUUUAAAGAAAUUUCACGAAAAUCUGAAUUCUGUGUUUGGCUUAAAAAAUAAACUAUUGCCUUAAAUCUAAAAUAUGGACGAUAAGCUUCAACGUAUGCGCGAAAGGCAAAAGAAAAGAAGAGAAGCUCUCGCUAAACAGCUAGGUGUCGGGAGUGGGGAUCAACUAUCCUCCGUGUUAUCUACCAAGAGUGAACAAGCAGAGAGAGAAGCUCGGAAAAGACUAAAUAACAAAACACAAACCACUACUCAGUCUAAAGUUGCAAAAACAGCUGGAAAAAAAGAAGUGAGCAAAAUUGAUUUGGACUCUGAAAUAGAAGUAUACAAAGAUUCCAGCACAUUUUUAAAAGGAACCCAAAGUCUGAACCCUCACAACGAUUAUUGUCAAAACUAUGUGGACACGGGCCAACGACCACAAAACUUUAUUCGGGAUGUCGGUUUGGCAGAAAGAUUUGGGGAAUACCCUAAGUUGAAAGAUUUGAUCCGAUUAAAAGACGAGAUGACACGAAAGAGCAAUAUCCCACCAAACUAUCUUCACUGCGAUCUCAACCAAUUUGAUCUUAGGAAUCUAGGUUCAAAAUUUGACGUGAUUUUAAUUGAACCCCCGCUGGAGGAAUAUAAGAAACAAGCGGGGCUUCCCCUUACUGGUCAAGAAACCUCUUGGGAGGAUGUGAUGUCGCUAGAGAUUGAGGAAGUUUCGGCGCAACGUUCCUUCGUUUUCCUCUGGUGUGGUUCUUCUGAUGGAUUGGACUACGGCCGACAAUGUUUAAAGAAAUGGGGUUUCAGGCGUUGUGAGGAUAUAUGCUGGAUCAAAACAAACUUUAAGAAAACAAAUAAAUUAAUUGAUGAAUCUCUAUUUGUUAGAACAAAGGAACAUUGUUUAAUGGGAAUCAAAGGUACAGUUAGAAGAAGUACAGACGGUGACUUCAUUCAUGCGAAUGUUGAUAUUGACUUAAUUAUAGAAGAAGAAGGGGAGCCUGGUAGUAACGAGAAACCCGAAGAAAUGUUUCACGUUAUCGAACAUUUCUGUCUUGGGAGACGCAGAUUACAUUUGUUUGGAAGAGACACCUCUAUUAGACCUGGAUGGCUGACCAUUGGUCCACAACUUACUAAGAGUAACUUUGACCGUGAGACUUACAGUUCAUACUUUCGAAUAACUGAAGAAAACAAAACAGGAUUCUUGUCACCCUGUACGGAUGAAAUCGAACGAUUAAGGCCUAAAACACCGCCCCCUAGAGACAAGAAAGUUGAGCGAGGCGGGGCCACCAUCAGAGGAGGUAGAGGGCGGGGUACCGGACAACGAAAUGAUUUUUCUUCAGGCCAACCACAAAGUGGACGUGAUCAACAUGUUGCAGGGCCAACUACCCCGCAGUUUCAUGACCCUAGGGAGUCAUCUAGUGGCCAAUAUCGUGGUGGGCGACCGCACAGAGGGAGAAAAAGGGAGAGAGACGUCAGUCAUGAUCGACCAUGGAGAGAUGGACCAUCACAGUCAAUGAGAUGAUACUCAAAAUUUUUAAUAAAAUCAAGGAGUAAUUUUGUUGCAUUAUUUCCAGAGAUUUUUUCUGUGUUUGUUGUUUAUGCUUGUUAAAACAACAAUAGUCAAAUUUUUGGUAUAUAUGUUACAUGUUUAAUGUACUAAAUCUUUAAUUGGUAAAAUAUAGAAGAAGUCAAACAUUCGGUUUGUUUAACGCUCAUUAGCUGUUGGGCUAUAGAUAACACAAUACACACUUUCGUUCACAUAUAUGUAUUAUCUAUGGUUGGCACUUGAACAUUUGUUCAGCUUGUGCAACAGAAUCUCACAAAAGCUUAAAAAUGUAAAAAAAAGAAAAUAUGUUACUUGUUCGUCUUCUUACCCAAUAAAAAAGCUAAUUACGCCCGCGGUUUCCAAAACUAAACGAAAUUCCACGCUUUAGUUGUAAUUAUGUUUUGGUUAGCUUGUGGCACAAACAUUUUUAAAUUUAAAAAAUGUGGAGUUUUGGAGAAAAGUAUGUUACGUUAUACGUAUUUUUCAAUAUAAAGUUAAAUAAAAUGUUGUCCCCCCUUUU
Molecule: messenger RNA, 2068 nt
Organism: Ciona intestinalis (vase tunicate)
Lineage: Eukaryota; Metazoa; Chordata; Ascidiacea; Phlebobranchia; Cionidae
Source: RefSeq, a predicted model, not a curated record